Cuscuta campestris is the source of this 1014-nucleotide messenger RNA. NCBI's taxonomy places the organism in Eukaryota, Viridiplantae, Streptophyta, Magnoliopsida, Solanales, Convolvulaceae. The record is from the annotation of a GenBank genome assembly.
ACUGUUUGAGUACUUGCAGAAGAAACAGAAGCUACAAAAUCCAGGAGAAGUGUCUCGACUAUUACAAGUACUCCCUGUGGUGAUUCCAGAUACAGGUGAUCUUGACGGUCCAACUGAGGAAAGUAACAGUGUCAAAAAAGAAAAUGGAGCCCUGUCAGAAAGAAUACCUGAGUUUGCCAAAGAAUCACCCGUGAUCACUGCUGAAGAAAAAGAGCUUAGCAGAACUGAACAGCCUCUCCAGACAACAGCAAAUCAAGAACGAAUGGUCAUGUUAAGUUCACGCCAACAUGAAGAGCUCCAAAAACACACAAAUAUCCCUUCCUUGGAUCAUCAUCUUGAAGAAGGGGCUUUGCCUGGCAACAAACCACCAAACCAGCAGAUGCACAAAUCUCCCAAAGAUGAAAAAAGGCAAAUGCAGCAGACAGAUGAUGAUUUCAGUGUGGCCACUGAAAAACCCCACAAAUCUAAUGGUGUUGCUGAAAAGCCCAGUGAGUGUGAUGGCAAAAACAAAGAUGAGGAGACGAAUAAUGUCACACAGGCUAAAGAAGAAACAGCUGACAUGGCUAAAGAAGAAGAAGAAGAUGAUGAUGAAGAUGGUGAUGAAAAGGCAGAGGAGGAGAAGGUUGGAAGUGAGGACCCUGAGGCACUGGUAUGGCACAUCUGUGGGAUGAACAAGAAGAACGAGACGUACAACCUGUCAUUUCUGAGAAGCUGGAGCAACACAAAUGGGGAGGCGUCCAAGUUCAAGGUCUGGAAGGAAGGAGACAAGGAAGAAGAUGCAAUCCCAUUGAGGGAGGCCGUGAAGCUCGCGUUCCCAAGGAAAACUGGGAAGGUAGUUAAAAAGCGUAAAACAUCGUAGGUUGUACUAGUGAAAGGAAGUUGUAUCUACCCAUCUUCUAUAUCUACACAUAUAUGCACAUAUUAUUUGGUUUUUCGGCAUGUGCUAUGGGGGUGUCGAUUUUGACUUUGGGUUAACCCUUUCAAUCCAAUGCAAAAUAAUGGUUGUUCUCUUUA